AUGAUCGUUUCUCCUUCAUCGGCCUCAUCGUUGGUGAAAAGAAUUUAUGAAAUUUCGGCUCGGGCCAAACAAUUGAAAACAUUAUUGCCGGUUUCUACGAAAAUUGUGGAUUAUGAAUUGAAUGGAUUGAUGUAUCAAAUUCGAAUCGCUAUUGGAGGAUAUUUAAAAACCAGCAAUUUGGAAAAGGAAAUUGAAAAAGAACAAGAGGCUGAAGAAAAACAUGUGCCAAUACCCAAACAAGAAGAAGCACCGCUCACACAAGAUCCAUUCCGACCAACAGAUAGAACUCUCGAAGUGACAUCCGUUGAACCCUAUCAUACCAUUUUGUUGAACAAGUUUAUGGUAAUUCCAGAACACUUACUAAUAAUUACCAAUGAAUUCAUGCCUCAAACUGAACAUUUGAGUAUGCAUGAUUUUAAAUCGAUUGUCAAAACUUUUAAUCAGCUUCAUGAAGGUAAUCCAGAUGCUGAUGAUUACAUUUGCUUUUACAAUAGGGGACUCUAUUCUGGAGCUUCUCAACCUCACAAACAUAUUCAAAUCAUUCCAAGACGUGAAAGAAAUGAAGCCACAUUAGAAUGGACCACCAUCGAGAAUUUUCCAUUGCCCAAACAAUUUGACAUUCAUGUUUCCAAAUAUCCAUCAACAGUGACAAAUUUCAAAGAUUUUACAUUUCUACAUCAAAUUAGAUGUGUGAAACAUUGCUUUGAUUCCAACAAGGAUGAAGCUGCAAUUGUCGAAUCUCUCUAUGAAGUUUAUGAGUCCAUGUUGAAAGAUUUGGAAAUUCAUGAAGACAGAAAAGUCAACGACAGUGAGGAAAGAGUUUUAAAGGUACAGUGUUUGGCAGGAGAAAUUUAUGACAUUAGUCUUUGCCCAAAACGAUACCCCAGCUACAACUUGCUCUUCUCCAAAAAGUGGAUGCUUCUUGUGCCGAGAAGAAACGAAAAUUAUAUGGGAAUUUCCUGUAAUUCGUUGGCAUUCCUACAUGGCUUCUUUUGCAAGACAGACGCGCAUUGGGAACACUUAAAAUCAGAGAUCAAAAUUCCCAAGCUUUUGGAAUAUGUGACUUUCCCAUCACAUCAUGAUCAUGCAACAAGCAAAUAA
Messenger RNA from Naegleria fowleri, 1101 nucleotides. RefSeq lists its product as uncharacterized. NCBI's taxonomy places the organism in Eukaryota, Heterolobosea, Eutetramitea, Acrasida, Naegleriidae. The record is from RefSeq and is a predicted model, not a curated record. The transcript has 2 exons. The coding region runs from base 1 to 1101 and encodes 366 amino acids. Gene Ontology annotation, biological process: nucleotide metabolic process. Gene Ontology annotation, molecular function: ATP:ADP adenylyltransferase activity; ATP binding.